UCGAAUUUUUCCAAGCGAGCGUACACGCGGCGGAUGAUUGUUGCGGAGCGACAGAACCAACUCACACACACCUCCAGCGGAACGCCACGGCAAGAAGAAAACUCCAAAGCUGGGAAAACUUCCGAAAUCAGUUCGAAAACGUGAAGGAGUAUGGACAUGUUCUAGAGCGGCGGACCGUUAGACCGUUAUUCAGCAGAUUCGCGCGUGCAAAUUCCCUCCUUCGGGUUCUCCUCCUCCUCCUCCCUCCGCGGUUCGUCUAGCGUGUGCGGGGAACUUGUUUUGGGGGCGGGGCGCGCGGGUCAAUCGCGGGCCGUCAAUCGUCAAUCGGCGUACGUGUGUGUGCAGAAUUAAUGAAUAUACUCGCGCCGCUUCAUCAAUGAAAAGAAACUAUUCGCCGCCAAAGUAGUAGUUCCGAAGAUAGCCUAGCCCGUGCUUUCCGAGUCCACAAAUUGUGUGUUUUUAACUCAACAUUUUUGUUUGACAACAAACAGUGCGUGCUUUUAGUUCCCAAAGUUGGCGAUUCAGUCAGGAUACCACAACCUGUUGCAUAAAUAAGGAUUAUACCAGAGGAGCCGGGCCAGCGAGUGAUUGGAUACACAUGUGUUCGCGGGUCCUGAGCCACGAUCAACAAUAUGUUUGACAACAGUUUCCGGCCUUGAAUUGAAUUAAAUAUAAUAAAUUAAGCUGGGCCAAAAACAUACAGUUUGAAUUGUUAAUGAGCAGCAGCAGCGGCAACAACAACAACAACAACAACAAGUGUUAAAUGCAACCCCCUUCGACGUCGCUGCCGGCGUCGCUGAUUCAACAGUGCUGAAAAGUCAAUUAAAGGCGAAUGCCGGAGUCUGGACCUGAAAGCCAUUGGCGAACUUGGCCAGAACGUAGUUAACCGAAAAAGGAGAGCAGAAACUCGAAACUAGCAAGCAAAGAGAGAACAUAAAGGAGGCCAGAAGCAGCGGCCAAUUACCAUGUCGCUGGCCCAUCAUCUCGGCCUCUUCCUGGGCCUGUGCCUCGUCCUCCUGGCCAGGCUGCAGAUGGCCCGCGGACUGGCCAACUGCCCGACUGGCUGCGAGUGCGACGAUGACACCCUGAUGGUGAACUGCGGCGAGGGCACCCUGGACGUCCUGCCCAUCGCCCUGAACCCCGCCAUUCAGCGACUGGUGAUUAAGAACAACAAGCUGAAGACCAUAGACUCCUCGAUGCAGUUCUACGCGCAGCUCACCUUUUUGGACCUGUCCUUCAACGACAUGGUCUCCAUCCCCGAGCGCUCCUUCGCCUACCACGCUAAGCUGCAGGAGCUGCAUCUGGACCACAACAAGAUUGGCCAGGUGUCGAACCGCACCUUCCAGGGCCUCUCCACCAUCAGCGUGCUCAAUCUGCGGGGCAACCUCAUCGCCGAGCUAGAGUACCGCACCUUCUCGCCAAUGGGAAAGCUGGCGGAGCUGAAUCUCGGCCAGAAUCGCAUCAGCCACAUCGAUCCUCACGCCCUUGAUGGGCUGGUCAACCUGCGGGUUCUCUAUCUGGACGACAACACCCUGACCACGGUGCCGGACGAGCUGACCUUCCAGGCGCUGCCCUCGCUGGCAGAGCUCUACCUGGGCACCAACUCCUUCAUGACCAUUCCGAGCGGAGCCUUCCAGGACCUCAAGGGGCUGACCCUCCUGGAUCUGCGCGGAGCUGGGCUGCACAACAUCUCAGAGGAUGCACUCAAGGGUCUGGAGGCCCUGCGCUCCAUGGAUCUGUCGGAUAACCGCCUCGUGACGAUACCAACGGCCGCCUUCCAGAAACUGGGACGCCUAGAGGAGCUGAACAUUGGACAGAACGACUUUGAGAUGAUCUCCUCGGGCGCCUUUGCCGGCUUGCGGGAGCUGCGUCACUUGGAGCUGACCGGGGCCCAGCGAUUAAGGCGCGUGGAGAGCGGCGCUUUCACCGGAAACAGCAACCUGGAGCACCUGAACCUGUCCAGCAAUAAGCAGCUGAGCGAGCUGCCCGCCACCGCCUUGGGUGGACUGCCCCACCUCAGCACGGUGGUGCUGAAGGCCAACCAGCUGAGCACCCUGGACGAGGGCCUGGUGCCCUGGGCCGACCUCCAGACGCUGGACCUCUCGGAGAACCCCUUUGUCUGUGACUGCCGGCUGCUGUGGCUGCGCCACCUUCUGCUCAGCCGGAACUCGAGUGGCCAGUACGCCCCGGUGAUGUGCGCUUAUCCCUCUGCCCUGCGGGAUCUGCCCCUGGCCCAGCUGGCGGAGCCUCUGCUGGGCUGUGCCCACGGAGCGGCCAGUAAGCAGGCGAUUAUCGGCAUCCUGGUGGUGGUUUGCGCCGCCCUGAUCACCACCCUGGCCCUGCUGCUCUACACCUGCCGUCGCCGCAUCCGGGAGCUGCUGAAGGGACACUCGGCGCUGGGCAGGAAGGAGCGCGAGUACCAGAAGACCUUCUCCGAUGAGGAGUACAUGGCCAGACCGCCGCCCGGCUGUGGAGGAGUGCACCCGGCUGCCGGAGGCUAUCCCUACAUGGCGGGGCACGGCGGCAGCGGAAGGCCGAUUCCGGUCACCGAGCUAUAGCUAGAAGCACCACCCCCGCCUCAGCUGCGGGGCCGGGGUGGCGCUAGCACCGCCAGCGGGGCGGUGCAGCAGCUGCAGGUGCCCAGCGCCGUUGACCAGGCCUCCAACUCCUUCGCCCAGCUCAGCCACAUCCACUACAUGACCAACAACGGCGGCCAAUCCUCAAAGUUGCAUCACUCGCAGCAGGACAUGCGCCUGCUGGCCUGCAAUGGCGGCAAGUCCUUCAAUGCCACCUCACUGCCGCGACACCGCCCGCCACCGGCGCAGGUGCAAGUCCAGGUCCAGGAGAGCACUCUGUCCCACUACAGCCAGCCGCUGGCCAACGGGAUCCGGCUGACCCAGGACCACUUCAACCACAACCAGCACCCGACUGCUCCGAACCAGAGCCACCACUACGGAGGCGUCUAUGCCAAGCCCUGCGACGCGAUGGCCGAGCCGGGCUACAUCCACAACAACUCGCACUACUCCCUGCCGCUGGACCACGAUCUGCCCCCCAGUCCCACACCCACACCGCCGCCGCCGGCCCUGCCGCUGAGGAACGGCGUGGGCAUGGCCCUCAUCCAUGGCAACACCACCGGACGCAGAUCCUUCAACAACAACAACAACGUGGCCACCUUGUCGAACAACAACCACCAUGGCGGAGUGACAGUGGGAGUGGGUCUGGGCGUGGGCAACAACAACGGCAGCCUGCGGCGCUACCACUGAUAUCCGGCCAAGACGUGCGGCACCUUGGGCCGCACCAUCAUCAAGACCAGGCCGGAUCCGGACAUCGAGCUGCAUUACUUCUACAAGGGCUGAGGUGGUGGAAAUUCCAGGAGGAUCGCCUCUAAUCUUAUUUAAUCAGGGCUAUACAUUAAUCACGAAACAGUGGGUCAAGAGUGCAUCUCUGCCGCGGGUUCCAGACAAAGUCCUGAAUAUUCUUCUUCUAGUUGUGUACUCCUGCGUUACGUGUAUUCAGGCGAGAGCAUUCUGUAUAAAUUAGGCUUUAGUUCGAGAGGUUGUAGAGGGUGGGCAAGGAGUCUGCGCUGAGGUGUAUAUAUUUAAGUGGAGGACUUGCGCACAAUUUUGGCAGGCACUGUGAGUAGUCACUCCUCGGCCGCCACUAUUCAUUUGCAUCCAGUGAUCUUACUAUUAAGUUCUGCUUAAAAUUAAAAUCCUUCAAUUUAUGUACAUAAUUAGAAGCUUUUUUUAAAAAUGCGACAAGAAAAAUCAAGACAAUUUCAAUGGAAAAACAAAAACAACAAAAAAAUUAAAUUAAAAUCAAGUAACAAGGUAAUUUACUUUAUAAAAUAACAAAUUAGCCACGCGCUUAAGCACCAGUCAUUAAAACUAUGUAUGUAUUUAGCCUAAAACUAUCGACAAACCUAUAUUCCAAAAAUAAAUACAAAAACAAGCAAAAUGAAAAUAAAUUAUAUACGCAAAACCUAAAAUAGAACACGGCCGAUUUUUAUAGUUAAUAGACUCAGUAAAGAAUAAACUACUCAUCGGAAUAAUAAACAAGCAAGUUGUUUACACAGUGUAAAAGGAAAAUAGCAAAAACUAUGGAAAACUCCGCAAUAUUCAUGCGGCAUCCCAGCCGCAUUCACAAAUAUGAAUAAGCAAUUUAUGCAGCAGAAAUAAACAAAUGCAAAAUACAAAGUAAAUCUAUAUAUACGAAUUAUACGUGUAAAUAAAAGAAAAUAACUAUGCUCGAAAACAAAA
Molecule: messenger RNA, 4259 nt
Organism: Drosophila kikkawai
Lineage: Eukaryota; Metazoa; Arthropoda; Insecta; Diptera; Drosophilidae
Product: leucine-rich repeat neuronal protein 2
Cellular component (GO): extracellular matrix
Molecular function (GO): protein binding
Source: RefSeq, a predicted model, not a curated record